Candida tropicalis MYA-3404 is the source of this 1425-nucleotide messenger RNA. It is a transcript of the gene GLK1, whose product is annotated as glucokinase. The coding region runs from base 1 to 1425 and encodes 474 amino acids. Gene Ontology annotation, cellular component: mitochondrion; cytosol. Gene Ontology annotation, biological process: glucose 6-phosphate metabolic process; intracellular glucose homeostasis; glycolytic process. The record is from RefSeq and is a predicted model, not a curated record. Gene Ontology annotation, molecular function: glucokinase activity; mannokinase activity; ATP binding. Lineage: Eukaryota; Fungi; Ascomycota; Pichiomycetes; Serinales; Debaryomycetaceae. The transcript has a single exon.
AUGUCCCUCCCAGAAAAAUUAGAAUCUACCCUUCAAUCACUCGAGAAAGAGUUUGACAUCACCGAUGAAUACUUAAUCAAGGCCACUGAUUAUUUUGUUGAACAAAUGGACGUUGGUUUGAAGGCCCCAGAACAAUCUAGAGAAACAAUUCCUAUGAUUCCAACUUAUGUCACCAAAUUGCCAACCGGUAAAGAAAAGGGUUUGUAUUUGGCUGCUGAUUUGGGUGGUACCAACUUCAGAGUUUGUUCAAUUGAUUUGCAUGGUGACCAUACUUAUGAAUUGCAACAAGAAAAGUUUAGAAUUCCUGACACUUUGAUGAAAGGUACCAAGUCCGGUGAAUUGUUUGCUUACUUGGCCAAAAGAGUUCAAGGAUUUUUGAUGGACCACCAUCCAGAAACUUGUACUGCCAAGAAGUCCCAAACAAUUAAAUUGGGAUUCACUUUUAGUUUCCCAGUAAACCAAACUGAUAUUGAUCAUGGUACCUUGAUUAGAUGGACUAAAGGUUUUGAUAUUCCUGAUACUGUUGAUCGUGAUGUGGUUGAUUUGUUCCAAGCUAAUUUGACCAUUUUGGAAGUCAAUGUCAAGGUUGUUGCUUUGGUUAACGAUACCACUGCCUCAAUGAUUGCCAGAGCUUAUCUUAAUGAUAGGGACGAAUCUAAUGCCACCACUGUUGUUGGAUGUAUUUUCGGUACUGGUACUAACGGUGCAUAUUAUGAAUCUAUUGAUAAGAUUUCCAAAUUGAAGAAUCCACCAGCUGGUGCUGAUGGUAUGCUUAUCAAUACCGAAUGGGGUUCUUUUGAUAAUGAGUUGAAGAUUUUGCCACGCACCAAAUUCGAUGAUGCUGUUGAUGCUGAAACUCCUAACCCUGGCUACCAUUUAUUUGAAAAGAGAAUCAGUGGUAGAUUUUUGGGUGAAAUUUUAAGAGUUGUUUUAAUUGAUUUGUUUAAACAAGGAUUGAUUUUCCAAGAUUUGUACAAGAGAAGAGGAGGUUCAUUGCCUCAUAGAAUUGAUCAACCAUGGUUGUUGGACUCCGAAGUCUUGUCUUACCUUCAAAUUGAUGACUCGACUGAUUUGAAGAUGUCUAAGUUGAUCUUGGAGAAUGUUUUGAGAUUGGAAACUACCAGAGAUGAAAGAGAAGUUAUCCAAAGACUUACCAGAGCUAUUCUGAAACGUUCUGCUAAAUUGGCUGCUAUUGCUCUUGCUGGUGUUGCCAAGAGAGUCAAGGAUCAACAUAAAGACGAAAAAUACGAUUUAGAAAUUGCAGCUGAUGGUUCAGUUGUUGAAUUUUACCCAGGUUUCAGAGAAAAAGUUAGUGAAGUUAUCAACUUGAUUAAUCCUUUGAAAGGAACAGAUAAAAAGGUCGUUAUUACUAUUUCCAAGCUGGGUUCUGCUCUUGGUGCUGCCUUAGCUGCUGCUACUGCUUAG